Molecule: messenger RNA, 2335 nt
Organism: Lampris incognitus (smalleye Pacific opah)
Lineage: Eukaryota; Metazoa; Chordata; Actinopteri; Lampriformes; Lampridae
Gene: stoml3a
Product: stomatin (EPB72)-like 3a
Exons: 7
Coding region: 321-1193 (290 amino acids)
Cellular component (GO): plasma membrane
Source: RefSeq, a predicted model, not a curated record
CACACCAGAACAAGGUCUAAUGUCAGUCUGUGAUCCCUCCUCACUUGUGCCCCACCCACACCCACACCCACACCCACACCCACACACACACACACACACACUGUGACUCCCACAGUCAUGUGAGCGGACCCCUCGGUGCAGUCGGAGGAGCAUGGACGACUGCAGGCCAAGCGGGAAGGGGGUAUAGACCAAGCGGGAAGGGGGUAUAGGCCAAGCGGGAAGGGGGUAUAGGCCACACCCGAGCGGGAAACGGGGCAAAUCAGAUUAGACGAGCCCGUUCCUGCCUUCGCUUCAGCGUAUGUAUCCGCAGCUUCCGGCUCAUGAUCUCCACAGCGUCCAGCACAACUGAGAUGGUCACCCAGGGCAAGAUCCAGAUCAGCAGCCUGGAGAACAUGGAAGAUAGUAAGAGCUCUGGGAGGCUAGGAUGCGGUGCCUGGCUGCUGUUCAUCAUAUCCAUGAUCUUCGUCGUUGCAACCUUCCCCCUGGCAAUAUUCAUGUGUGUUAAGAUAGUCAAGGAAUAUGAGCGAGCUGUCAUUUUCAGACUCGGUCGGAUCACAGACAAGAAACCGAAGGGACCAGGACUUUUUUUUGUCCUGCCUUGCACCGACACGUUUGUGAAAGUGGAUUUGAGAACUGUUACCUUUGACAUCCCUCCACAAGAGAUCCUAACCAAGGACUCGGUGACAGUGUCUGUGGAUGGUGUGGUGUACUUCCGAAUAUUUUGCCCGAUCUCGGCUGUGGCCAAUGUCUCCAACGCCCACUUAUCUACGCAGCUACUAGCACAGACCACCCUGAGGAAUGUGCUCGGGACGAAGAACCUGGCAGAGCUGCUGUCUGACAGAGAGGGCAUCUCACAUAAUAUGCAGGAGGCCUUGGACAAUUCCACCGAUACAUGGGGUAUUAAAGUGGAGCGCGUGGAAAUCAAGGAUGUUAAACUGCCCAGUCAGCUGCAGAGGGCCAUGGCGGCAGAAGCAGAGGCCAGCCGGGAGGCCAAGGCGAAGGUUAUUGCUGCAGAGGGAGAAAUGAACGCCUCCAGGGCACUGAAAGAAGCCUCCCUGGUGAUUGCCGAGUCACCAUCUGCUCUCCAGCUGCGCUACCUGCAGACCCUCAACACCAUUUCUGCGGAGAAGAACUCCACCAUCGUUUUCCCGGUCCCUAUAGAUCUAAUCCAGCAGUUUAUCAACAGGAAGUGAUGUCAUGACUAUGUUCCCUGUGUUCUUGCGACUGAAUCCAGUCAGAUUUGUAUCGUGUUGUUUAGGGUUCAGCGACGUCCCUUGCAUUUUAACCGAAUUUCCCUUUGCGUUAUGAGCUCAGUCCUUACACAGAUAUAUAUUUGGAUUUUUAAUAACACUCUUUGCUAUUUUCCCGUCCAUAGUAAUCGCAUCAAAUAGCAAUAAUUUAAUACAACAACGACAUUUAUCCAAAUCAUAUAUUGCUUCUCUACACACUUUAAAAUGUGAUUUAAUAUUUAGAUCCAAAGUGCAACAUAUACAGUACAGAUGUUAGUGUCUCGUCACUGACGGCAUGUUCUAACUACCUAAGCUACAAUUGCAGUUCUGUAAAAAAAAGAAAAAUCUAGAAAAAAAAACACACACCUCAAAUGCAAGACGAUCUUAAAAAGACAUGCGUUCAUUUCAACGUAUCGGGAGGAAAACGGUGUGCUGAAAUACUGAAAUACAAUCUUUACAACGUAAGUCCUGUAAACAACCGACAAUGGUACCGACAGCCGCGUGACAACUCGGUCCGCUCAGACACCGACUGACUGUAAACAACGUCCCCUACUCUAGCGUGGGACAAACAUUCAGGCCAUGAGAAUGACGUCAUGUGUCCACAGGACACACAGGCAACCAGUGCAGUUGGGAGUACCUGAUAUCGAGAAAUAUCAUUUCCAAUACUUUUUCGUCAAACAGCGCGACUUAGCGGUGUUUAAGCUAGCUCGGUUGUCCCGGCGGCAGUCUGGAGACCGCCGACGUCACAUGAGGGGCCCCGGGGAACCAACGCAACGGAGAAGGUGGUGGGGGGGGGCGUUUCUAAUAAUAUUCAUCAUUUAGCAGCAAAUAAAUGCAUUUCUCUAAGCACAUUUUUUUUUCAAUUUUGUAUUUUUCUAAGCAAUUUUUUUUUUUUUUACCCACUGGUAGUAAAUGCUCUUUUGAAUACUUUAAAAUCUACUGUACAUCCCAAUCAUACUCCCACGUUGGGAAGUGAGUACGGUUUGCAAAUGACACAACCGAGCGGAGAGCUUACUUAACUGUAUGUAUGCACAUAGGAAAGGAAAAGUGUAACGACUGAGAAAUUAAAAAGACGAAACAGAAAAAAAAAAAGUUAUGGCAGUUGC